AUGGGUUGUUUCUUCGGUAAAGAUUCUUCACCUGCAGUAAGAUAUAAAAUUAAUAAUGAAGAAAAUGGCGUUAAAGCGGGGGCGAUCAAUGAGAAAAGUUCAGCCAAAGACCGAUCUGGAAAUUCCGUAUCUUCUGGCAGAAAUGGCCAACCUUCAAACGCAAAUACAAAAGAAAAAGGCAAAACGUACGUGGCUAUUUACGAUUAUGAUGCCCGUACAGACGAAGAUUUGACAUUUCGUGUAGGAGAAAUUUUAAUUGUAUUUGAUGACAGUCAGGAAGAUUGGUGGUUGGCGAAACAUUCACAAACGGGUUUAAGAGGUUAUAUCCCAGCUGUAUAUGUAGCACCAUACGGCGGAUUAGAUGUUAAUGUAUGGUUUCACAAUAACGUAUUAAGAAAAGAAGCUGAACGACUUCUACUAAAUCCAGUUAAUCCACGAGGAUGUUUUCUAGUUCGAAAUUCUGAAAAUGCACCUGGUCCGUAUUCGUUAUCCGUCCGUGAUUUAGAUGAACAACGUGGCUCUCAUGUAAAACAUUAUAAAAUACGUACAUCAGACACCAAAGGCUAUUACAUAGCAGCUCGAAGAGUAUUUAAAACAUUAGAAGAAUUAGUCAAAUAUUACAGUGAAAAUGUGGAUGGUUUAUGUUGCCAACUAACUAUUCCCUGUCCUCGACCAAAACCAACCACAUGUACAAUAUCUAAAGAUGUGUGGGAAGUACCAAGAAAUAGUUUACAAUUUGUUAGAAAAUUAGGACAAGGAAUGUUUGGGGAAGUAUGGGAGGGUAAAUGGAAUCGAACGACUGAUGUAGCGAUAAAAACAAUGAAAGCCGGUACAAUGUCUACGCAAGCAUUUGUUGACGAAGCAAAUAUAAUGAAAAAAUUGCGGCAUGAUAAACUAGUUCAAUUAUACGCUGUUUGUACCGAACCUGAAGAUCAACCGAUAUACAUUGUCACAGAACUGAUGUCACACGGCAGUCUACUUGAUUACUUACGUGAUGGCAACGGUCGUGAUUUGAAAUUACCGACCUUAGUUGACAUGGCCGCACAGAUCGCUGCUGGAAUGGCAUACCUUGAACAUGAACAUUAUAUUCAUCGUGAUUUAGCCGCAAGAAAUGUGUUGGUCGGUGAUAAUAAUGUAUGCAAAAUCGCUGAUUUUGGGCUAGCCAGAAUCAUCAAUGAAGAUAUCUAUGUGGCGAAAGCUGGUGCUAAAUUCCCUAUCAAAUGGACAGCACCCGAAGCAGCUAUAUAUGGAAAAUUCACGAUCAAAAGUGACGUAUGGUCAUACGGAAUAUUAUUAUACGAGUUAGUUACACAUGGUCAAGUACCAUAUCCAGGUAUGGCAAAUCGUGAAGUUUUAGAUCAAAUUCAACGUGGUUAUCGUAUGCCUCGUGUAGAAGCAUGUCCAGAGAAGAUUUAUGAAUGUAUGAUACGAUGUUGGGAUUCAAAUGCCGAUAAUCGGCCCACUUUUGAAUAUUUAUACGCAUUUUUCGAUGAUUUUACAGCAUCAUCUGGUCCACAAUAUCAUGCACAGAAUUAA
Molecule: messenger RNA, 1536 nt
Organism: Didymodactylos carnosus
Lineage: Eukaryota; Metazoa; Rotifera; Eurotatoria; Philodinida; Philodinidae
Source: the annotation of a GenBank genome assembly